CCGACGGGCCGGGCGGGGUGCGGCGAGGGGAGUGCCUGCGCCGCCCCGCCCCUCGCGCCCGCGGCUCCUCCUCGCUUCGCCAUGGUGGAGCAGGGAGACGCGGCGCCGCUGCUGCGCUGGGCCGAGGGCCCCGCCGUCUCCCUGCCGCAGGCCCCGGAGCUGCAGGCGGGAGGCCGGGCCCGGGGCUGCGGCGGGGGCGCGGAGCCGCCCCGGAGGCGGGAGCCCGAGGAGCCGGCGCCCUCCGAGGUGCUGCUGCAGCCCGGGCGCCUGGAGCUGGGCGACGUGGAGGAGGACCAGGUGGUGGCCGUAUUUGUGGUCACCUUCGAUCCUCGCUCGGGAAACAUGGUAGAAUGGUGCUUACCUCAAGAUAUUGACCUCGAAGGGGUUGAAUUCAAGUCUAUGGCCAGUGGAUCCCAUAAAAUUCAAUCUGACUUCAUCUAUUUUCGAAAGGGGCCUUUCUUCGGCCUGGCCUGCUUCGCCAACAUGCCUGUGGAAAGCGAGCUGGAGCGGGGCGCUCGGAUGAAGUCCGUGGGCAUCCUCUCUCCCUCCUACACCCUGCUCUACCGGUACAUGCACUUCUUGGAGAACCAGGUUCGGCACCAGCUGGAGACGCCGGGACAUUACUCUCAUCUGGCUGCGUUCUAUGAGGACAAGAAAGGGGUGCUCCACGCUGGUCCUGGGAGAGGCAGCACCCUGCCCCCUGUCUACUGGCUGCCCUCCAUCCACCGCUACAUGUACCCGGAGAUGAAGAUUACACACCCAGCUGGCUGCAUGUCUCAGUUUAUUAAGUUCUUUGGAGAGCAAAUCCUCAUCCUCUGGAAAUUUGCCUUACUUCGAAAGCGCAUUUUGAUAUUUUCUCCCCCUCCUGUGGGCGUCGUGUGCUACAGAGUGUACUGCUGCUGUUGCCUGGCCAACGUCUCGCUGCCUGGCAUUGGGGGCACCAUCCCUGAGUCCAAGCCCUUCUUCUAUGUGAACGUGGCUGACAUUGAGAGCCUGGAGGUAGAGGUGUCCUAUGUGGCCUGCACCACAGAGAAGAUAUUUGAAGAGAAGCGGGAGCUGUAUGACGUUUAUGUGGACAACCAGAAUGUGAAGACACACCAUGGCCACCUGCAGCCCCUGCUGAAGAUCAACAGUGCUGACAGGGAGAAGUACCGGCGGCUCAAUGAGCAGAGGCAGAUGCUGUUGUACUCCCAGGAAGUGGAAGAAGACUACAACCCUUGUGAGGAGGACCUCUUUGUGCUGUUUUUCCUAGAGCAAAACAACCGGAUAUUUCAGACUUUGUUGGAGGUGUCUGCCAGUCAGGACAAAACUCUGACCGCAGAGCAUGCCCGGGGCAUGGGCCUGGAUCCCCAAGGAGACCGCAGCUUCCUCAUGGACCUGCUGGAGGCCUAUGGCAUUGAUGUCAUGCUGGUCAUUGACAACCCCUGUUGCCCAUAGGAAGAGUGACAUGGGACUGGUGAGGCACUCACUUGGGUGAACGUAGCCUGGAGUGCACCCCAGCACCCCAAUGGCCUCAUUUUUUUAUUAAGUUGACACAAAGGAAGAUUGUUUAUACUUUCCAACAAAUGUAAUUUUUGCAAUUUCCUUUCUUCCCUUUUUCCUAGAGGUAAUGUGAGAGGUCCUUGAUUUUGCAUCCUGCUUUGGUAGGACACUGGACUCUACCUCCCAGAGCUGCUGCUUUGGGUUUGGUCUUCAGAGUUCUGUCACUAGGAGCAGGCUGAGCUCUGAAAACAGUGAGGUGGACUGCUCAGAAAGUCCGUGUGUCUUUGUCCCUUGAUGCAUUCAAGAAGACAACCAUCUGUCCUGUGUGGCCUUAGAUGUUCAUCUGCCUGAGAGCAGAAACUAACCAGAUGACCCUUCAAGAUUGUCAGGUUCUAUGAGUAAGUGGUCUUGGGAUCAAAUACCUUUUCCUGAGGACAAGUCUGUGUCUUCCUUGUUCACUUGAAUAGGGAUCACAGAGAGGGACAAAGAGAUGUUUUUGACACCAAAUAGCUUCUUUAAGGACAGAAUGACAGGGAGAGUUUGCUUAUUGGUCAAGUGAAAGCUAAACUCAUAGACUGAAGCCUUGAAACCCUUCCCAAAGUAAAUUAAUGGUGGCCACUCAAUGUAAUGUUCUCUUUCUCUCUUUCUCUGAAUCCCUCCUCUUGGGUUGAGUUGGCAAAUUCCUAAGGGCCAGUAGUGGCCCUGGAGCUCACAAAAGAUUCAUUUUACAGUUUAGUCUCUUAAGGGCUAAAUAUUCUCUUGGAGUAACUUGGGUGUUUGUAAAGGGUAGAGGGGUAGAUGUUCAAGCAGGCUAGGGUAGAAGCUCUAAGUUUCUUCCUCUGGAUGAGGGUUCCCUGGAGGCACUGCCAGCAACCCUCUGCAUCAGACAGAUACAUUGGAUUCCUAAAUCUAGCCAGGACCUGAGCUGACUGACAGAGGUUGGAGCCUGAUGUUAAUAAGACUGUUGGCCACUCUGGAGCGCUCACAAACAACUCUUUAGCAGGCCCAGUGAUUGGGUCCUGAGACCUAAAAGAUUUGUAAAGAAAAUCUGACAGUGCCUUCUCCUAGGGGAGUGGUCAGGAGCCCUCAGGUGUCAGUCAUAAUCAUCUGCUUUCUUUUGUUUGGGGUACCGGGGAUUGAACUCAGGGGCACUGAGCCACAUCCUCAGCCCUAUUUUGUAUUGUAUUUAGAGACAGGGUCUACUGAGUUGCUUAGCACCUCACUUUUGCUGAGACUGGCUUUGGACUCACAAUCCUCCUGCCUCAGUCUCCCAAGCCACUGGGAUUACAGAUGUGCACUGCCGUGCGUGGCUUAUCUGCUGUCUUGAUGGUCUGGGAUGGGUCCUGUAGUCACCUGCCUCUUCUCUUGGGGUUGGGCUAUUUGAUGGCUUAGGUAAGAGGACACUUGUUAACCAUAGUCAGAAAGCCAGCUCCUGUGAGUAAAGUUUAGGUCUUGGGGUCAUAGCUAAGGCUUUUGACUUGGGACCCUGGAUUGUUGGUAAUCUAAUUUUUUCCCCUUCACCCUCUGCUAUUGGAAUAGCUAUCAAUGCAUCUGUCAGGCUGGUAUAUACAGUAGAGAAAGAACUUUCAAGUGAAUGGGGUCAUGUGUCUUAUAUCAAUUCUAGUUUCCUAGGGCUUAUUGCUUAAUUCAAAAGUAUUUUCACUAUAGCUCCUUGAUGCAGAAUUCCAGAGUAAAUAAAUUCACAUGUGGAAAUGCAAAUACACUGACUAAUCACAGUACCAUCUAUGUAAAUAUAUAAAUAAGUUUGGGCAUUGAAAUGUAAUCUGUACAACUAAUGCAUUCCCUCCUUUGCAUUGUGGACUUAGUCAUCAUUCCAGUAUCAUGUUUACAAAAGAAAACACACCUGUGCCCAGAGGCUGAUGCUUCAUCCGUUUCCCCUUUGUAUGCAGCCCCUCCAUUUGCCUUGCAGGGCUCAUGGGGACUCUCUCACUUGGGUCAGGAAGCGGCUACUUCUAGUGGUGCCCUAGGGUUCAGGGUUUUCUAAGCUAGAGGUGGGUGGCUAGAGACAGGCAUAGGGGGAUUCUCCUGGAAGACAGGUUGACCCUCUCUCUGGAUUUGGGGAAUUUGCUGGGAGAACCUGGACUAAGCACUUCAGCUCCAGAGCUUUCCAUACGUGCACACUUUAGUUGACUGUGCUGUUCUAACUCCAGGCUCGGAAGUCCUGCUGUAAAGACAGCAGGGUGAGAAGGAAGUUCUGUAUUUUCCUUUGAAUGGUGCCAGGGCUGUGGCAGCUGUCUGUCUGGUCUGUCCUGCUUGGGCUCACGUGGAGGUGAGGGUGUGAGUGUGGGAGGCCCAGAGGGGAGUGUACCGAGGCAGUGCUAUCUCAAGCUGUAGGGGCCUGGAUCAGCCGACCCCAGAACAGACCUUCUUGAACUUCUCCCUCAGUCCUUCUCUACCUUGCCAGCUUCCUCCUGAGGCCAGAAAUCUGGCACACAGUCUCUACUCGACUGAACAGCAUGUGUGUGAGCCCUUCACCGACUUGUUGCUGUGUAUCAUCCCCAGCUAUGACCUGGAUUAUGUGGAGCCUCUUGUUUCUGAGGUCACCUUUGAAGUUUUGCUUAGUACCAGACUCUGCUGCUCCCAUAGGGAAAGUUAGCAGGCAUGACCGUAUCAUUCGCUUCCAGUUCCCUCUAAGGGGGAUCUGUGAAGUACUAGGCAGGAAUCCCUCUACAGUGACGACAGAAGCUGAGAGCCACAUAGACCUGCUUUUCUGUCACUCUUUAAAUAUUUAAUGAAAAAAACACCUGCUUUUGUUUGUAAGAAGUUGGCAAACAUCCUUCCCCACUCUAGGUCUGUCUAAGCUUAGUAAAGGCAGUGUUACCACCACUGACCUCAGGAGCAGAGCUGGAAACUUGGGGUCUGGCUCCUGCCCUCUGCUGGUGACCCUCACCUGUUCCUGCCUAAGCCACCAGACCCUGCUGGGGGGAGCUCUAAGCCUGAUCUUGUGUCUCCCUGUGGACCACCUGCUGGCUUGUGACGCUAGGGCUGCCCAAUCAUUCCUAAGUGGAAAGAAUCCUGGUAAGGACUGGAAUCCAGGCUUUGGAUUUGUUUAUAUCCAUGUUAAGUAGGACAAAGUCCUGUUAAAGUGAAUGUUUUUCCAUUUUGUAGGCUCAGCAGAUGAUAAUGCUCAUCUUUUGGAACAAUGUUUAGUAGUGGCCUGGCUUAUGACUUUUUGUCCAAAAGGAGUCAGAUCCAGUAGGGCUUAUAUCCUACCAGACUAAAAAGUAUGCACCAAAUCAUUGAUUAGCAUUUGCUUUGGCUUUAAAUAUGAAGCUUCCUGUAUGUCUGGACCAGAUCCAUUCCAGUGUCAGCAUCCCACCUGAGACCUGUACAUUUCUGAGUUCUAAGUACAAUGAACGGGAAGUUCAUCUGCCUCCCACACCAACAUCCAUUUCGGUAUCUCUUCUCCUAUCUGGCUAAGGGAGAGAGCCCAAACACAUUGGCAUAUCUAUAGAAGUAAUUUACAUAGGAACUUAUAUCUUUAACUUUCCUUGUUACAAACCAUGUGAAAAUCAAAACAGGAAAGGUAAGAGUGGCACACAGAUACAGAUAUUGCCAGGUGUCGCAUGUGAAGGUCCAUGUACCGUGUAACUACCUAUGAUAUUUUAGCUACAAGAGAAAUCAUAGCUAAGUCAUUGUUUUCAUUUGGGUGGGCUGGGAGGAUGAGCUUCCUGUCUUGAUACACUGAAAGCUCUUCAAACACAAUAUAAAUGUGAAAUUGUUCACCUUUCCACUGAGGCCUUUAGGCCUUUCAUAAAGGGUGGUAAAGAAUUAAUCUUCACUGGCAGAACAUUAAACUUGGAGAAAAGGCAGGGACCUCAAGGACUAUUUUUCUCCUUUGAAAGUGCAUUGUCCAGGGAACUGAUUGCUUUCUCCAGGUCCAGUAUAGACCAUUCCUGGAGAGGCAGAAUAAUGAGUGGACGGUGUGGAUGAACGAAAUGGAUGGUAUGGAAGGCAACGCUCAGCUUGACAGUGAACAUGCAAGAAAAUAUGCAGACCAGCAUGCCCUGCGUGGGCUUCUCUCCCAAUUAGGUUCCAGGUUAGUGAGCUUGGGGCUGGAGAGUUAUCUGCUCCCCACCCCCCACCCCCAUCAUACCUUGCAGCUAUGCCCUGUGGUGAACAUCCUGCAGACCUGCAGGCUUACCUUGGCAGGGCAGGCCUCGCCCUUCUCAUUUCAGGAAAAUCCUUUUCUGAUUCAGGUGGAGGAGGGGAGGAGUUAAAGGCUCCUUUUACUCCCAAGCUAUGAGUUUUUAAUAUUCCAUUUUUUAUUACUAAUAUACCUCUGUUCCCAGGAGCUAUUGGAGCACUAAGUGUUGUGGGAAAAGGCUAACUGUGAAUUAAGUUAAUGUUUUUCUUAUAAGAAAUGGAAGUUUAUUUUUAUAUUGAUGUUACUAUGUUAUAAACUGAGUAUGAAGAUGUUGAAAUGGAAGGAAAUUUCAAAACUAUAAUCCUAGAAGAAAUGGGCAGCUUUGUUAUUCUAUAGCUGUGAGACCCUUAGAAGCGUUGUUUGAGAGAGUGAAAAAGGACAUUGUGCUGUGUGAUCUGAACAGCACUCCAGAAGGAUGACACAUGCCAAGCUUCAGCAGGACUCCAGGACAGAAGAGGGUAAAUGCGAUCCUUCUGAUUAGGCUCCCAGUCAACUGGAGAGAGGUGGGAAUGGGGGGUGGUUUUACAACUAGCACUUUAAUUCAUUUGGAGGGCUGGAAUUUAGGGGCAGAUGGGGUAAAACUGCAAAUUUAGAAAGGGAACAGGAAUUUUCUAGAGCUAUAUAGAGAUAUGUUGAAGAUGAUGAAAUAAAGCCCUGCUUUCAUCUUUUUAGAAUUUAUUCUAGAACUUCAGGAUAGCGUGGGCUUUUAAAGGUACUAUGACCUAAGUUCACAGAGUUUAUUUAGUACCAUAGUAGGAUAGGUGUUGGUUAUGUUCGUUAUACAACGCCUGUUUAGACUAAUAAUGAAUUUACUUUGCUUUCUAAGGACAGUCGAAGGACAUGGGAUAAGGUGGAGUAUUAUAAAUUGGUCAGAGAUGAUCCACAAAAUGAAAAAUCCACAGAGGUAACAGUUAGCUGGUUACAAGUACAUUCGAUUGACAUGAGAGUGAAACUCCUUCCUUUGGGUAAAUUAAGCAAAGUUGAAGUAAGUAAAAGAUUUCAGGGCAGCAUGAGGAAAAGUUUGGGCUUAGCACACCCAUGGCAGCCGUCAGUGGGGAAUGGUGAGGACUCUGCUUCUGAAGGGUCUGGAUGGGGAGCAGGAGUCGGGUAGGCGGGGAGAGGCACACCAGACGAACUUCCUGUAUUUACCCAAAGCUUGUUGGCUAAAUUUCUGUAUAAUCUUUUCUGGAAAAGAAAUAGUUGUAGUCCUGGAAAAUCUCUCUCUUUUUUUUUUCUGAGUUAGGAUCAGCUUACCUCCUUUUCCCUGUCAUGAGCAACACUCCAGCCUGAGUUACAGCAAUAAGAGCAAUGGAAUCUGUGUUUAAGUCUUUACCUCGAGAUGAAAUAAGACAGUUCCUAGGUGUUGCUCUCCUCUCUCUGUUUCAAAGGUAGUAAUUUAAAGGCCUAAAGAAAGCUGGUUAGUUCCAAGGAUAAGGGUAAAUGUUUCUUGAUUUUGUUCUGUGGUACAAAUAACAUCUAUGUAUAUCAUAUCUGUAUAUAUCUGAACCAAGUUGUGUGCAGAGAGGUUGAUACAACUAUAUUUACAGAAAAUGAUUUUUACAAUUAAAGUUCACAUUUUAACAUGAACAUGUGUGCUUAGUCCUUC
Sciurus carolinensis (gray squirrel) is the source of this 7256-nucleotide messenger RNA. RefSeq names its product DENN domain containing 11 (gene Dennd11). Gene Ontology annotation, cellular component: cytoplasm. The transcript has 9 exons. The coding region runs from base 82 to 1437 and encodes 451 amino acids. The record is from RefSeq and is a predicted model, not a curated record. NCBI's taxonomy places the organism in Eukaryota, Metazoa, Chordata, Mammalia, Rodentia, Sciuridae.